Closterium sp. NIES-65 is the source of this 1515-nucleotide messenger RNA. The record is from the annotation of a GenBank genome assembly. Lineage: Eukaryota; Viridiplantae; Streptophyta; Zygnematophyceae; Desmidiales; Closteriaceae.
AUGCCAACUGCAAAUCUUACCCGUGACCGCCCUAGUGACAUGCAGCCUCAAUCUACGGCUGCUGACAACGUGCAUCCACUUGAACGUGUCACAGCAACCACGUCCGAUAGAGAGAUAGAGCACCCUUCUUUGGCAGGCGAGAAUGCAAGAGAUAGAGCUACAACCAUAUCCGAUAGUGAGGCCGAGGCAGAUACCACAGAAGAAGUGUUCAAGGAGCACUUUGACGUGGAGGAUGGGAGCCAAAUCAGCUGCGGGGAGGAGCCGGGGCCUGAUGAGGAUGAGGAGCGUGCAGACAUGGGUCACGGCUCCCAAUCCACCAAUACUACAACUCAUCCUCUAUCCACCACAACAGCGCAACAAGCGGCCAUGAGAUGCCAACGGCGGAUGGAAAUUAUCAGGGGAAGGCGGAAUGCAAGAGAGGCAGGUGCAAGAGGGCGGGAACGAGCUGGAACACCAGUAGCACGGCUGCCAACGCAAGGGAGCCAAAGUGCGCGUCAGCCAACACUGCAGCAGGGUGUUAAGACAGACAUGGGUCAGGCCAACGACGCCGCAGAGGCCACGGACGUCAACCACGGACGACAAACGGGACUGGGGGGCUUGGGCAAUGCGGAUGCUGAGCGGGUGGACAGUGACACCAUGGAGGAAGGGGCGGCCAUUAUUGUGCGCACGGGCCAGGAUGGACCGAGAAACAAGAGGAGGAAAAAAAUCACAGUAUUCAUCAAACAAUGGGCACGGUGUUAUGCCCCCACAUGUCGGUUUGGCAUCUACAGCAGCCAGAUGGUGGAGUCCAUCAACAAUGCCAUUAAGAAGAUCCGCAUCUUGCCGGUCGGCUUCUUACUGUGCGUAGGAAUCGGUCUGCUUGCUCUCUCCCUCACUCCGGCCGAUGCCAUGUACGCCACAUCCGCUGAUCUGAACCGCGAGGGCACGUGCUACCGCGGCCAAUUCGACUACGGCGAGAGUUCGGAUUUCGACUACGGCAUGGUAGCGCAGGUUCCUUCGGGCGAUUUCAACAGCGGAAAGGGCUGCGGAAGGUGCUACGAAGUCUCCUGCAUGGACCACCCGAGCUGCUUGGAGGGCAGCGUGCUGGUGCGCGCGGUCGGCCAAAACGGCGACUUCAACCUCAACUUCGCCGCGUGGGAUAGAAUCGUCGCUGACCGGGCCGCGGGGCGCGUGGAGAUCGACUACCGCAGCGUGGACUGCCCUAGCAACGGCGGAAUGAAGGUCAGAUUAGUCGACGAUAGCAACUCGUACAACUUCGCGCUUCAGAUUCUUGGAGCGGCGUGGAGCGGAGGCGUGGAGAACGUGGAGCUGUCGAAUGACGGGUCGCAGUGGUCGAGCAUGACGACGUACAGAUGGGGCGCCACGUGGGUGCUCAAUCCCGCCAAGGACGUCGUCGAUGCGGGGCGCCCCGUGAGCGUGCGCGUGACGGGCGGCGGGCAGCAGGUGGUGUUGCAAGACGUGAUUCCGAGCGGAUGGAGUGCCGGGACGACCUACGAGAGCGGCACCAACUUCUAA